Sorex fumeus (smoky shrew) is the source of this 1468-nucleotide messenger RNA. It is a transcript of the gene CHMP5, whose product is annotated as charged multivesicular body protein 5. Gene Ontology annotation, biological process: vesicle budding from membrane; late endosome to vacuole transport via multivesicular body sorting pathway. The record is from RefSeq and is a predicted model, not a curated record. The coding region runs from base 144 to 803 and encodes 219 amino acids. Gene Ontology annotation, cellular component: multivesicular body. The transcript is spliced from 8 exons. Lineage: Eukaryota; Metazoa; Chordata; Mammalia; Eulipotyphla; Soricidae.
CCCCGCAGGCACCGGGCGCUUGCGCGGUCGAGGCGGUGGGGAGGCGGGGUUGGGGGCGCCGGAAGUGGCCACGGAGGUGGAGACGGCUCUCCUUCCGUUUGGGAUUUGCUCCUGUGUUUGGGUUCUCUCCGCAGCCGUCCGAGAUGAACCGAUUUUUCGGGAAAGCGAAACCCAAGGCGCCGCCGCCCAGCCUGACGGACUGCAUUGGCACGGUGGACAGCAGGGCAGAGUCCAUUGACAAGAAGAUUUCUCGCCUGGAUGCCGAGCUGGUGAAGUAUAAGGACCAGAUCAAGAAAAUGAGAGAAGGUCCUGCAAAGAACAUGGUGAAGCAGAAAGCCCUGCGGGUUUUAAAGCAAAAGAGGAUGUACGAGCAGCAGCGUGACAAUCUCGCUCAGCAGUCGUUUAACAUGGAACAAGCCAAUUACACCAUCCAGUCGCUGAAGGACACCAAGACCACGGUUGAUGCUAUGAAAGUGGGAGUAAAGGAAAUGAAGAAAGCAUAUAAGCAAGUGAAAAUCGACCAGAUUGAGGAUUUACAAGACCAGCUAGAGGAUAUGAUGGAAGAUGCAAAUGAAAUUCAAGAAGCACUGAGUCGUAGUUAUGGCACCCCAGAAUUAGAUGAAGAUGACCUAGAAGCAGAGUUGGAUGCCCUGGGUGAUGAGCUUUUGGCUGAUGAAGACAGUUCUUACCUAGAUGAAGCAGCAUCUGCUCCCGCGAUUCCAGAAGGUGUUCCCACGGACACAAAGAAUAAGGAUGGAGUCCUGGUGGAUGAAUUUGGAUUGCCGCAGAUUCCUGCUUCAUAGACUUGGAUCUUUCAAGUACAUCAUGUAAAAUAAACACUUACCUGGGACUAGGAAAUAUUUAUCUUUCCAAAUUUAUAAAUAGAUUUCAGUUUUUUCCUUCCUUUGAAGGAGAGGUUAAUUGCAUUUAUCAUUCUUUUUUCUUUUCUUUUUUUCCCAUUAAGAGACUUAAUACUUGGGAGAUGUUUUCUUCAUACUAAAAUUUUAACACUUGUUCUUAUGAAAGCCUAAUUUACUUAAAAAGUUUCAUUGGCUAUGUAUGACUUUUCAUUCAUCAAUAAUUUGAAAUAAAAAAAAUAAUUUGAAAUAAAACCAAGGAAAUGGGAAUCUUGAAAUUCUGUUACAGUAAUCUCAUCGAUCUGAUUAUUGAUGACAAAAGUGAGAUUAUUGGGACUCAUAUUGUGAUCCAAAACCAUUUUCUAUUAUGGUAUUAUAGGGUGGUGAAAGUGAUGGCCUUUUUUUGAUGGAUUUUAUUGUGUCUUGUGAUUAAAUCAUUACUGUGCCCUGUAUUGGAAUGGAAUUAUCACUACUGUAUCAUGAGUGGUUAUUUUUAUUCUACAGUUCUCUCAGUAUUACCAUCUAAGUUGUAAUCACUAAUGCAUAUUUCUUGAUAUUUAAUGUAUAGGACAUUUAUUUAUACUCAAUAAAUAUUUUUCAAAAGGAUAUAA